AUGACGGUUCUGACAUAUCUACUUCCCACAAGCUGGUGGGGUUUUAUCCCUGUUGUUGUCGGGGUAUUUGUCUUGACUCGGGCGGUAUGGGAUGCCUUGCUCUCUCCACUCAGCGCAUUUCCCGGUCCUUUGGCGGCCAAAGUGACCGAUUUUUGGCGGGCUGCACAGGCAUAUGGGGGCUAUAUCGAUCGGAAAUACAAUGUGCUACAUCGGAAACAUGGCUCUGUGGUGCGGAUCGGUCCCAAUGCAUUAAGCAUCGGGGAUCCAAAUCUGAUCCGAGUCAUCUACUCCACCCGCAACCCUUGGAAGAAGAGUGAUAUGUACAAACCCAACGAUGUGCUCAUCAAUGGUCAUCGCAUGUCCAACUUGUUCAACACGCAGGACGAACACUGGCACAAUCAGAACAUCCUUCCUAUCCGACCCCUCUGGGGCAUGGGCAAAGUCCUGGAAUACGAGUCACUCAUCGACGAGACGUUAAAUCUUUUUACGGGGAAGCUACGGGCUAGGUUUACCGGUUCAAAUGGCAGGACUAUCUGCCCGAUCGACGAAUGGCUGGGAUAUUUCGCCUGGGACGUCACCGCAAACAUCAGCUUCGGCCGACACUACGGCUUCAUCGAGCAGGAGAAAGACGUGGACAAUUUGAUCACCGACUCGACCAAGGGGCUGAUCUACUUUGCACCAGUCUCGCAAAUCCCCUGGGUCGACCGCCUGCUCGACAAAAACCCCAUUGUGCGCAUUGGGCCGAAACCGACCCUCACCGGUGUCCUCUACACCUUCGGGGUCGUGACCGAGUACCAGACCCAGUUAAAAGAGAAGAAGUCGCGGCUCAAUGCCGUCGCCCACACGCUGGACAAGUAUGUCCAGCUCAAGGACUCCUACCCGGACAUCGUGGACGACAACCAAAUCGUCAACUGGCUGAUGCUCAGUAUCCUGGCCGGCGGCGACACCACCUCCGCCACGAUGCGCGCCGUCGUCUACUUCCUCAUGAAGACCCCCGCCGCCAACCGCAAACUCGCUGCGGAGUUGGACGCCGCCAAGCUUGACAUCCCUGCGCAGUGGCGGGAUAUCCGCGAGCUGCCAUACCUCGACGCCGUCAUUCGCGAGAGCAUGCGGCUCAACCCAGGUAUCGCGAUGAACUUCGAGCGCAUCGUGCCCGCCGAAGGGUUCACGCUGCCCGAUGGACGAUUUAUCCCCGGCGGCACCACGGUGGGUAUCAAUCCGGCGGUGACAAACCGGGAUCCGGGGGUGUUCGGCGGCGAUGUCGAUGUCUUCCGUCCAGAGCGGUGGCUACGGGGCGCCGGGGAGGAUCAGGCUCAGUUUCAGGCGCGACACCGCCGCAUGAAGGAUACAUGUGACUUUGUGUUUGGCGGUGGGGGGAGGAUCUGCAUGGGACGGUACCUGGCGAUGCUGGAGAUCUACAAAUUGAUUGCGACGCUGUACAGCCAGUUCGAGAUUCAACUGGUGGAUCCGAACCAUGAAUGGAAGUACCGCAAUGCCUGGUUUGUGUAUCAGAGCGACAUGCCUGUUAUUAUUCGUCCUCGCCAGAGAGAUUAA
Molecule: messenger RNA, 1554 nt
Organism: Aspergillus clavatus NRRL 1
Lineage: Eukaryota; Fungi; Ascomycota; Eurotiomycetes; Eurotiales; Aspergillaceae
Product: cytochrome P450
Exons: 5
Coding region: 1-1554 (517 amino acids)
Molecular function (GO): monooxygenase activity; heme binding; iron ion binding
Source: RefSeq, a predicted model, not a curated record